This is a messenger RNA of Euleptes europaea (tarantolino), 1746 nucleotides long. Its product is annotated as zinc finger protein ZFP2-like. The transcript is spliced from 7 exons. Gene Ontology annotation, biological process: regulation of DNA-templated transcription. NCBI's taxonomy places the organism in Eukaryota, Metazoa, Chordata, Lepidosauria, Squamata, Sphaerodactylidae. Bases 1 to 1746 code for a protein of 581 amino acids. The record is from RefSeq and is a predicted model, not a curated record.
AUGGUGGCAGCUGAGAAGACUCCAAAACCAGGACUUAAAACCACUUUACACAGAGGCAGCAGAGAAAAGACCAUCACGCGUGCAUCCCCCACCGUCUCUCCGCUGUGUGGUGAAGGGACUGGAGAUGCCAUGCAGCCAGCCCAAGGCAUGGUGUCCUUUGAGGAGGUGGCUGUGUACUUCACCAAGGGAGAGUGGGCCCUGCUGAGCCCAACCCAAGGAGCUCUGUACAAGGAAGUCAUGCUGGAGAAUUAUGGGACCGUGGCCUCUAUGGGACCCCUGAUAGACAGACCUGACGUCAUAUCCUGGCUGGUAGAGGAAGAUGAGCUGUUUCUCCUGGGCUCUGAUGAACACGAGGGAUUGGCAGGCAGUGGCUUAGGUCUGUCCUGGGACUGCGGCGGGGUGUCCUUUGAGGAGGUGGCGGUGUACUUCACCCAGGGGGAGUGGGCCCUGAUGCUCCCAGCCCAGAGAGCGCUGUACAAGGAAGUCAUGCUGGAGAAUUCCUGGAAUAUUACCUUUUUCUCCAUCUGGCUGGCCACCUCUCUUCAGAAGUCUGCCAUUUUUGUUAAAGUACAAAUGGCUGUCCCUCUUGAAGGCUACCGUCACAGUUCAAAUCUUAGUGUGCAUAAAAGAGUUCACUCUGGGAAGGAACCAUAUAAAUGCCUGGAGUGUGGAAAAAGCUUCAGUCGGAGUGAUGGCCUUACUUCCCAUCAAAGAAUUCACAGAGGGGAAAAACCAUAUAAAUGUCUGGAGUGCGGGAAAAGCUUCUGUCGGAGUGAUGCCCUUACUUCCCAUCAAAGAAUUCACAGAGAGGAGAAACCAUAUAAAUGCUUAGAGUGUGGGAAAAGCUUCAGAUGGAGUAAUCAGCUUACUUCCCACCAAAGAAUUCACACAGGAGAGGAACCAUAUAAAUGUCUGGAGUGUGGGAAAAGCUUUCGUGAGAGAGGAGCACUAAGAUACCAUCAACAAACUCAUACGGGGGAGAAACCAUAUAAAUGCCUGGAGUGUGGGAAAUGCUUUGGUGUUCGUGCAAGUCUUACUUUUCAUCAAAGGAUUCACACUGAGGAGAAACCAUAUAAAUGCCUGGAGUGCGGCAAAAGCGUCAGUGAUCGUAGAACCCUUACGUCUCAUCAAAUGAUCCACACAGGGCAGAAACCUUAUAAAUGCUUGGAGUGUGGAAAAAGCUUCAGGGAUCAUAGAGGCCUUACUGCUCAUCAAAGAAUACACACAUUGGAGAAGCCAUAUAAAUGCCUGGAGUGUGGGAAAAGCUUCAUUUGGAGUGGGGGCCUUGCUUCCCACCAAAGAAUUCACACAGGCGAGGAACCAAAUAAAUGCCUGGAGUGUGGGAAAAGCUUCAGUCGGAGAGAAGGCCUUACUUCUCAUGAAAGGAUUCACACAGGGGAGAAGCCAUAUAAAUGCCUGGAAUGUAGGGAAAGCUUCAGAUGGAGGAGUCAGCUUACUUCCCACCAAAGGAUUCAUAGAGGGGUGGAACUGUAUAAAUGCCUGGAAUGUGGGGAAAGCUUUAGUGACAGAGGAAGUCUAAUUUACCACCGAAUAAUUCACACAGGGAAGAAACCAUAUAAAUGCUUAGAGUGUGGGAAACCCUUCACUGUUCAUGGAAACCUUACUUCUCAUCAACGGAUUCACAGAGGGGAGAAACCAUAUAAAUGCCUGGAGUGUGGGAAAAGCUUCAGGUGGAAUAAUCAACUUACUUCCCACCACAGAAUCCACACGGGUGGAACCAUAUAA